Messenger RNA from Anas platyrhynchos (mallard), 1674 nucleotides. It is a transcript of the gene MDH1, whose product is annotated as malate dehydrogenase 1. Gene Ontology annotation, molecular function: L-malate dehydrogenase (NAD+) activity. The record is from RefSeq and is a predicted model, not a curated record. Lineage: Eukaryota; Metazoa; Chordata; Aves; Anseriformes; Anatidae. Gene Ontology annotation, biological process: malate metabolic process.
AAGGCGGCGGGGCGCGAGACUACAUCCCCCAGGCUGCCGCGCGGGGCGCCGCGCCCCGCCCCGUGCCGCUGUACCUCAGCGCGGCGCUGCCGGCGGUCGCAGUCGCGUCGUAGAGGUGACCUCGAGGUUGCCGGGCCCGCCGCUCCCAGCCAUGGGUGAACCUAUCAGAGUCCUGGUGACUGGUGCCGCUGGGCAGAUUGCUUACUCGCUGCUCUACAGUAUUGCCAAGGGAGAUGUCUUUGGCAAAGAACAGCCGCUUGUGCUCGUGCUGCUGGAUAUCACCCCCAUGAUGACUGUUCUGGAAGGUGUAGUGAUGGAGCUGCAAGACUGUGCCCUGCCGCUGCUGAGAGAGGUCAUUCCAACAGACAAGGAGGAAGUUGCAUUCAAAGACCUUGACAUAGCAAUUCUGGUUGGCUCCAUGCCAAGGAGAGAGGGCAUGGAGAGGAAGGAUUUACUCAAAGCAAAUGUGAAAAUUUUCAAGUCUCAGGGUGCAGCUUUGGACAAGUAUGCCAAAAAGACUGUCAAGGUUGUGGUUGUUGGGAAUCCAGCAAAUACCAACUGCCUGAUUGCAUCGAAGUCAGCCCCGUCAAUACCAAAGGAGAACUUCAGCUGCUUGACUCGCUUGGAUCACAACAGAGCUAAAUCUCAGAUCGCUCUCAAACUUGGUGUGACUUCUAAUGAUGUGAAGAAUGUCAUCAUCUGGGGCAACCACUCCUCCACUCAAUAUCCAGAUGUUAACCAUGCGAAGGUAAAUGUGAAAGGGAAGGAAGUUGGAGUUUAUGAAGCGAUAAAAGAUGACAGCUGGCUGAAGGGAGACUUUAUCCUGACUGUUCAGCAACGUGGAGCAGCCGUUAUAAAGGCUAGGAAGCUGUCCAGUGCAAUGUCAGCUGCCAAAGCUAUCUGUGAUCAUGUGAGGGACAUCUGGUUUGGCACUCCAGCGGGAGAAUUUGUUUCUAUGGGAGUCAUUUCUGAUGGCAAUUCUUAUGGUGUUCCUGAGGACUUGCUAUACUCAUUCCCUGUUGUGAUCAAGGACAAGACCUGGAAGUUUGUUGAAGGUCUUCCUAUUAAUGAUUUUUCUCGUGAGAAGAUGGAUCUGACUGCUAAGGAGUUAACUGAAGAGAAGGAGACUGCUGUGGAAUUCCUCUCUAGUGCAUGACUAGCUGAUCCAGAAAUACAAGGUCACUUGACAGUGGCAGAAUCUAAAAGUCGUCUCUAAGUCUGCUACCAACACUAUUACUGUAUUCAAGUCAACUGUCUGUGGCAAUUGUGCAUUUUAAGGUUCAUAUGCUCACUGGUACUAUUGUGCCUAUUGAGUUCUUAGCGAAAAAGGUUAAAUAAGUGAAACUAGUUUGUUGACCAAACUUUGUCUGUUCAAUACUAGUUGCUUUCUGUGUAUGAUAAAAUAAUUGAGUAAUUGUUUGCCUCUGCCUUGGCUAGUGACGCACAACUUCAGUUUUGAUUAGAAUCUGGCACUAUCGGAACACAUCCUGGUCUAUCAUCACUUCAGCAUCCUGUGGCUCAACUGGGAAGGAAAUUAAAAUGCCAAUAGUUCUCCUUGAACUGGUAGUUCAGUGACAAGUCUAUUACUGGACAGACUCCAAAUACAUACUGUUCACUCUGGUCAUGCUUACGAUGUUUGUCAAUAAAAAUAUUAAAAGACGCUUAAUCAAAUAA